CUCAGUGGCUGGAACGCAGCUGCUGGCCGGGUGCUAUCUCCGAGUGGCUGCGGGACCGAGCGUGCCGCACGCCGGGCAAGAGCCGCCCGCACCCGCGCUCUCGGUGGGGACCUGCAGCUGCAAUAUGACUCUGGAGGAAUUCUCGGCUGGAGAGCAGAAGACCGAAAGGAUGGACACGGUGGGCGAUGCCCUGCAGAAGGUGCUCAGCAAAGCCCUGAGUCAGCGCAGCCUCACUGUCGGGGUGUAUGAGGCGGCCAAGCUGCUCAACGUCGACCCGGAUAACGUGGUGCUGUGUCUGCUGGCGGCUGACGAGGACGACGACAGGGACGUGGCGCUGCAGAUCCACUUCACCCUGAUCCAGGCGUUCUGCUGUGAAAACGAUAUCGAUAUCCUGCGCGUCAGCAACCCGGGCCGCCUGGCGGAGCUGCUGCUGCUGGGCGCCGACCCGGGCAGCGAAGGCGCUGCGCAGACCCCGGACCUGCACUGCGUGCUGGUGACGAACCCCCACACAUCACCGUGGAAGGAUCCUGCCCUAAGUCAGCUCGUUUGUUUUUGCCGGGAGAGCCGCUACAUGGACCAGUGGGUCCCCGUGAUUAACCUGCCCGAGCGGUGACGCAGCCUGGGGAGGACCGAGCGGAGCGGAGCCGCGUGGCACGGAAGUUUGGAAAUACCUUUGUACUUACUCUGAAGUUGCCCCCACACGGACCCUGGAUUAGGGAAACUGAGGCCAAGGGGUGGAGAGAGCUUGGCUGCGCGUUCUGGGGCGCGAGUGACCAAGACUUUGGAGAUGCGCAGAGGAGAGUGGAGGAGGAAGCUGAGGAAACUGCAAUCUGAGUCGGAAGGAGUGAAACUUGCAAAGAUCCCAGCCAGGAGGCAAACUGUACGAGUUUAGGGUGGUUGUGUCUGUUGAAACAGUGAGCUUUUGGCCCUGGAUUAUUGAGUAUUUAGGGCUUCUAUGCUUUCAAGAGAACGUGAAGGGAUUCAUCUCACCUCCAAACCAUAUUUUAUUGUAUUUUGACGAUAAUAGAUUCUCAAAAGCUUUAUUAUAAAUUGUACUAAGUUAUUUUAUGAUGUGGAAGGCUAUUUAUGCUAUACAAGUUUUUGAAUUACGAUGCCUAAAUAAAACGGUAAGGCUGCACCGCUCCUUG
Molecule: messenger RNA, 1148 nt
Organism: Octodon degus (degu)
Lineage: Eukaryota; Metazoa; Chordata; Mammalia; Rodentia; Octodontidae
Gene: Gadd45a
Product: growth arrest and DNA damage inducible alpha
Exons: 4
Coding region: 125-613 (162 amino acids)
Biological process (GO): regulation of cell cycle
Cellular component (GO): nucleus; cytoplasm
Source: RefSeq, a predicted model, not a curated record